Hippoglossus stenolepis (Pacific halibut) is the source of this 2050-nucleotide messenger RNA. RefSeq names its product butyrophilin-like protein 2. The record is from RefSeq and is a predicted model, not a curated record. NCBI's taxonomy places the organism in Eukaryota, Metazoa, Chordata, Actinopteri, Pleuronectiformes, Pleuronectidae.
AGAGAGAGAGAGAGAGAGAGAGAGACUGAAGCAGUCAGUGACGUCACAGCCACGGUCAAUACAUCACAUCUGGACUCGGACAACGAUGAAGCUUCUUCUGCUCGUGAGUUUCCUGAGUCUGUGGAGAAGAAGCGAUGGAACCGGUGCAGCCCUCAUCAACAUGGUGGUGAAAGAAGGGGAUGAUGCCAUUUUACCGUGUUCCAUCAGCAGCAGGAACAUCACGCAGGAUCUCUUCGACUGGAAGAAGGACAAGAAGGAGGUGUUCAUGUAUGAUAAGGGCAAAGUUUACGAUGAGGGAGAUUACCGUCAGGACGAGCAGUUCAGAGGUCGCGUCUUUCAUUUCCCAUACGAUCUGGAGGUGGGUAACGCCUCCAUAGUCAUCAGAGCCACCAAGUUGACUGACAGUGGAAACUACACCUGUGAUUUUCCACGUGUUCUUCCAAAGAGACGAUCGAACAUUGAGCUCGUCGUCGGAGCAGCUCCAAAACCGGUCAUCGUGAUACUUGGGAAACGAGACGGAGUUCAGCUGCAGUGUGAGGUUUAUGGUGCGUCUCCAAAACCUGAUGUUCAGUGGCAGAACAGAGCUGGAGACAUUGUUCCUGCUGAAGAACCUCAGGUCUCUGAAAGAGGAGGCAGCUACGACAUCAUCCUCCAAACGACUGUGACCAAGACCGACCUCUAUCGCUGUGUCUCCACACAGGAGGACAUCAACCACCAGAUAUUUACUGAGACAUAUGUCAUCGUCCCUGGAGCAGCUCAAGAGCCAUCUGUCACCAUACUCAAUGAAACUAAAGACUGGGCUCUGCUGCGUUGUGUCGUUCGAGGUGCGUCAAAACCUGAUGUUCAGUGGCUGAACAGAGCUGGAGACAUUGUUCCUGCUGAAGAACCUCAGGUCUCUGAAAGAGGAGGCAGCUACGACAUCAUCCUCCAAACGACUGUGACCAAGACCGACCACUAUCGCUGUGUCUCCACACAGGAGGACAUCAACCACCAGACUCAUGCUGAGAUCUUUGUGCUGAUGAACGGAGCAGCUCCAGAGCCGAACAUCAAGAUACUUGGUGAAACAAAGGAAGGAGUUCAGCUGCAGUGUUCUGUUCGAGGUGCGUCUCCAAAACCUGAUGUUCAGUGGCAGAACAGAGCUGGAGACAUUGUUCCUGCUGAAGAACCUCAGGUCUCUGAAAGAGGAGGCAGCUACGACAUCAUCCUCCAAACGACUGUGACCAAGACCGACCACUAUCGCUGUGUCUCCACACAGGAGGACAUCAACCACCAGACUCAUGCUGAGAUCUUUGUGCUGAUGAACGGUGCAGCCCUCAUCAACAUGGUGGUGAAAGAAGGGAAUGAUGCCAUUUUACCGUGUUCCAUCAGCAGCAGGGACAUCACGCAGGAGCUCUUCGACUGGAAGAAGGACAAGAAGGACAAGAAGGACAAAGACCAGGAGGUGUUCAUGUAUGAUAAGGGCAAAGUUUACGAUGAGGGAGAUUACCGUCAGGACGAGCAGUUCAGAGGUCGCGUCUUUCAUUUCCCAGAACAUCUGGAGGUGGGUAACGCCUCCAUAGUCAUCAGAGCCACCAAGUUGACUGACAGUGGAAACUACACCUGUGAUUUUCCACGUCUUCUUCCAAAGAGACGAUCGAACAUUGAGCUCGUCGUCGAUCCCAUCUUAAAAGACCGAAGUGAUGAGAACAUCUCGGGAGCAGCUCCAAAACCAUCUGUCACAAUACUCGAUGAAACUCAGACCUGGGCUCUGCUGAGUUGUGAGGUUCAUGGUGCGUCUCCAAAACCUGAUGUUCAGUGGCAGAACAGAGCUGGAGACAUUGUUCCUGCUGAAGAACCUCAGGUCUCUGAAAGAGGAGGCAGCUACGACAUCAUCCUCCAAACGACUGUGACCAAGACCGACCUCUAUCGCUGUGUCUCCACACAGGAGGAGAUCAACCACCAGACUCAUGCUGAGAUCUUUGUGCUGAUGAACGGUCAGUUGUAUUUUAAUCUCCAGAUCAUUGUUCUUUGGAGUUUCUACAUGUUUUCAUGUUGAAUAGAAAGUUUCAGU